Messenger RNA from Trichoderma citrinoviride, 594 nucleotides. RefSeq names its product CGI-121-domain-containing protein. Gene Ontology annotation, biological process: tRNA threonylcarbamoyladenosine modification; telomere maintenance via recombination. The record is from RefSeq and is a predicted model, not a curated record. Gene Ontology annotation, cellular component: nucleus; EKC/KEOPS complex; cytosol. Lineage: Eukaryota; Fungi; Ascomycota; Sordariomycetes; Hypocreales; Hypocreaceae. The transcript is spliced from 3 exons. The coding region runs from base 1 to 594 and encodes 197 amino acids.
AUGGCCGUCGAAAUUGUCCAGCUCGACCACGUGCCGUCGUCCUACCGAAUCUACCUCGCGCUAUUUCGCAAUGUGAAGAACGCCGGCUUCUUGCACCAGCAGCUGCUCGCGCGCAAUGCUGAUUUCGAAUAUGCCUUUAUCGAUGCGUCAACGAUUGUCUCGCGCGUCCAUUUGCUCUCUGCCGUAUUCAAGGCAGUCAACAACUCCGUCAACGGCACGCUACGCACGCCAAACGUCCACUCUGAAAUCGUCGUGUCAUUAAGUUCCUCGAGCAAUAUUGCCGAUGCAUAUCGUCGCUUUGGUGUAUCACCAUCCACAUCCGACCUCUUCGUCGUCAAAGUCACCUUCCCCAGCGACACCACCCCCGAACCUCCGUCCGCAGACUCCGUCUCGCAGCACCUCAAAGAUAAUGUCGAGGGAGACGCCGUCCCCGCCACCGACGAGACUAUCCAGACGAUCACCGACGUUCGCACCGUGCGCAAGAGCUAUAAGCUCAACGGCUUGGCGUGGUUGGACGCAAUCAAGGAUGAGUUGGUGAAGCGUCAAGAGAUGGAGAGGCUCAUUCUUGGAGGUAUGGCGCUACGUGGCGUCUGA